Exophiala xenobiotica is the source of this 1251-nucleotide messenger RNA. RefSeq lists its product as uncharacterized. Bases 80 to 970 code for a protein of 296 amino acids. NCBI's taxonomy places the organism in Eukaryota, Fungi, Ascomycota, Eurotiomycetes, Chaetothyriales, Herpotrichiellaceae. The record is from RefSeq and is a predicted model, not a curated record. The transcript has a single exon. Gene Ontology annotation, molecular function: oxidoreductase activity.
CCCAAACCCCGGGGGAACUAGUACAACAAGAUUCGAAAAUCCCCCUGCCAUCCUUGAUUUGUCUGGAUCGUCCUUUACAAUGGCACUCAAUCGCGUACUCCUCAUAGGUGCAGCAGGCAACCUAGGGAGCCUCAUUCUCAAGUACCUCCUUUCCUCCCCAUCCAAGUUCAAUGUCACGGUCUUGACUCGAGAAUCGUCGACGUCCAAGUUUCCAUCCACGGUGACCGUGUCCAAGGUCGCCGACGACUACCCACCGGCACAGCUCGUCGAAGCUUUCAAAGGCAUCGAUGUGGUGAUCUCGGCCAUUUCCAUGAUGGGCAUGCACGAGCAGUACAAGUUCAUUGACGCGUGUGUGGCAGCGAAGGUCAAACGUUACAUCCCAACGGAGUAUGGCCUUGACGAUCUGCCCGACUGGCUCGUCGAGUUGAGACCGAUGUUCCGGAUCAAGCACGACGUGCGAGACUAUUUGGUCUCCAAGGAGAAAGAAGGCCUAGACUGGACCUGCAUCAUCUGCAACGUCUUCUUCGAGAUGGGCGUCAAGUCCGGCUUCUUCCAAUUCUUCUGGCCGGACAAGAAGGCGGUGCUGAUCGACGGUGGGGAGACGAAAUGGGUGGCCACGACGUUGGAUACCGUCGCCUUGGCGGUGGUCAAGGCCAUCGAAAAGGACGAAGCCACCAGGAACAAGUUAUUGCUGAUCCAGGACUUCAGAACGAGUCAAAAGGAGAUUCUGGAGGCGAUCGAAGAGAAGACCGGAAAGUGGAACGUGGAGAAUGUGUCGUACGAGAAGUGGUUGGAAGAGGCGAAGGAACGGGCCAGGGAUGGUGAUGAUAGUGCUCUGUCCAAAUUGACGUUCGGCUCCGUGCUGCCUGGGAGUGAGUGGGAGAAGAGGGACGAGUUUGCAAACAACUUGUUGGAGCUGCCGACAAAGUCAUUCAAGCAGGCGAUGGAAAGCGUGUUACAGGGUGUUUGAUGCGACGCCAUGAUGGGUGAGAGAGGUUCUCUGAGUAGAAUGACGGUUGGAGGGACUAGCUGGCGAAUGUUGGUGGUUACCAGACCUUCAAGAUACUUCUCUUGAGGUACGACAAUUUCUGGUUCGAAAAGCAGCAUGGACGCAGAGAGAGUUGUUAACUCAGCUGGUAGAGUAACAAGGGAAUAUAGGGCGAUGACUCUGAUCCGUCGAUGACGGUGAUGGGUCGGCUCCUAACUUGGUGUCGUGGGUGCGAUUCCUACACAACUCAUUUUCUUUUUCAA